UCGACAGACGUUAAUGUGUGUAGAUUAUAUAUAUAUAUAUAUCCUGUACUUACAUAUAUAUAUAUAAUUCUCUUUUACUUUGUUGAUCUGUUUCUCUCUAGAUCCAUAAAGAAAAACCAUGUCUCAAUAUUCAGGAUCGAGGUCCUCACCACUUCCACUGCUGUUUCGAAGGCAUUCGAGUGGAGAAAUCAAGAAUUUGGCCUCAGUGUCAAGCAGUCUCUUACCUGCUUUUGGAACUAUUGUGGAUGAAAAUCACCUACAGCUCAAGAAAUAUGUUAUUGCUCCCUAUGAUAGAAGAUAUAGGUGGUGGCAGACGUUCUUGGUGGUAUUGGUAAUAUACUCAGCAUGGGCGUCGCCGUUUGAGUUGGCUUUUAAGAAAGUGGCAACGGGGUCUCUCAUGGCCGUUGACUUAACUGUAGAUGCAUUCUUCGCUAUUGAUAUUAUUCUAACUUUCUUUGUCUCUUACUUGGACAAAACUACCUAUCUUUUAGUUGUUGAUCACAAGAAAAUUGCUGCCAGGUAUGUAACCAAACUAUGGUUCCCUAUGGAUGUGGCCUCAACUCUACCGUUUCAGCUCAUAGACAGAGGCUUUACCGGCAAAGUGCACACUGGUGAGGCAUUUGGUUUUCUCAAUUUGCUUAGGUUGUGGCGACUCAGGCGUGUUAGUCAACUCUUUACAAGACUAGAGAAAGACACACGCUUUAGCUACUUCUUGACAAGAUGCUGCAAGCUAGUCUGCGUGACACUAUUCGCGGUGCACUCGGCAGGGUGCUUCUACUUCUGGCUGGCGACUCACCACAAGAACCCGGCGAACACAUGGAUAGGAAGCCAGGUAGAGGAUUUUGAACACAGGACCAUCUGGUUAGGCUACACCUACUCCAUCUAUUGGUCAAUUGUCACACUCACCACUGUGGGGUACGGUGACCUGCACGCCGUCAAUACUGGGGAGAAGGCUUUCAAUAUGGUCUAUAUGCUCUUUAAUAUUGGCCUCACUGCUUAUCUCAUUGGUAACAUGACCAAUUUGAUUGUCCACAGUGCUAUCAGAACCUUUGCCAUGAGGGAUGCUAUCAACGAGAUAUUGAGGUAUGCCAGCAAAAACAGACUUCCAGAGGGAUUGAAAGAGCAAAUGCUGGCACACUUGCAACUCAAGUUCAAGACAGUAGAGUUACAGCAAGAAGAAGUGCUUGAAGAUCUGCCCAAGGCAAUAAGAUCCAGCAUUGCCCAGCAUCUAUUCCACCGCACACUUGAAAAGACCUACAUGUUUAAGGGAGUCUCUCAAGACCUCCUUGUUCAAAUGGUUUCAGAGAUGAAAGCAGAAUAUUUUCCACCUAAGGUUGAUAUCAUUUUGCAAAACGAGAUUCCAACAGAUUUCUACAUUUUGGUGUCAGGAUUAGUGGAGGUGCUAGUUUACAAAAAUGGUACAGAGCAGCUUUUGUCAAAACUAGGAUCUUCGGAUAUGGCUGGAGAAAUUGCGGUACUUCUAAACAUCCCACAACCUUUUACAUUAAGAACAAAGAGGCUUUCUCAGGUCAUCCGAAUGAGUCAUCAUCAUUUCAAGCAAAUACUGCAGCCAAAUAGUCAAGACGGAAAGAUUUUACUCUCCAACUUUAUUGAGUACUUGAAGGGCUUAAAAACAGAGAUGCUAGAAGAAAUACCUUAUCUCACAGAAUUAUUGAGUGACUUAGUUACAGAGCAGCCCAUAGGCUCGAAUGGGGAUCCACAAAAUCAAGUAUCUCUAGAUGGAAAUACACAGGUAGAAGAAAUACCUGAUAAUUCUAAUCUAUGGUCGAGCACAUUUCCUGUCAGAGUGAUUAUCCAUGGACAUAGUCCUAACGAAAAUACAACAGAAGGUAAGACUACCGGGAAAGUUGUAUAUCUGCCUGACACGAUUGAAGACCUUUACAGCUUGGCAGAGAACAAGUUAGGAAAACAAGCAAGCAUAAUCGUCAUGGCUGAUGGCUCGCAGGUGGAAGAAUUGAAUGCUUUAAGAGAGAAUGACCAUCUUUAUAUCUUUUGAUGAAGAUUAAUACAAGUGUUAAACAAUUGCACUGUAAAAGGCCUUGCAAAAAUUUACAAGUAUCAAAUUUUCUCUUUGUAGUAGUUUCUUAAGUUAAUAGACAAUGUAAAAUAUAACGAUAAAUGGCAAGAAUAUAUAGGGCUUACCGCA
Molecule: messenger RNA, 2167 nt
Organism: Humulus lupulus (European hop)
Lineage: Eukaryota; Viridiplantae; Streptophyta; Magnoliopsida; Rosales; Cannabaceae
Product: potassium channel KAT3-like
Exons: 13
Coding region: 119-2017 (632 amino acids)
Biological process (GO): potassium ion transport; transmembrane transport
Cellular component (GO): membrane
Molecular function (GO): voltage-gated potassium channel activity
Source: RefSeq, a predicted model, not a curated record